GCCAAAUACGACGUCACGAAUUGCCUCGACCACUAAGAGUAUAAAAGCGACUGUAACUGAGGCUCACUGUUCAUUUUGUGCUUUCCCUGGUUUAGUUCUUCAUCGUUGCUUCCUUCAAAAUCGUAUCAUGGGUAGUCAAAUAGGGACUCUGAGGAGACCUGUAGUGCCCAAGAUUUUGAAUGACCCUAGAACCUCAAAGUGGUACAGCAGAGAAGAACGUUUAGGAGAAGGUGCAUUUGGACAAUGUUUUAAAAUGACAGACAUGGACAGCGGUGAGACCUAUGCUGUGAAAGUUAUUCCACUAAAGUAUGGCCAAAAGCAAUGGGCAUGCAAAGAAGCUGAAAUUUUAAAGAAGAUGCAACACAAACAUGUGGUGGGCAUCUCACACAGUUUUGAGGAUGAGACAAACAUGUAUAUCUUUAUGGAACUAUGUCGUAAGGAGACAUUAAUGAGCAUCAAAAAUGCUCGUGGGACUCUGACCACCCCCGAAGUCCGUUAUUAUAUGCGGCAGCUGAUUUUGGGGUUGAAGUACAUCCACGAACAAGGUUAUGUCCACAGAGACAUCAAAUUAGCGAAUUUGUUCAUAAAUGAGAACAUGGAGAUAAAAAUUGGAGAUUUUGGAUUGGCAACCAAGCAGGACCCAAGGGAUAUACAACUCUGUGGGACAUUCAAUUAUAUUGCUCCAGAAGUGUGGAGAAGGCAGGGACACGGGCCAGAGUCUGAUGUUUGGGCAAUGGGCUGUGUCAUGUACCAGCUUCUGGUUGGCGAAUUGCCAUUUGAUUUCAGUGAUAUAAGCAAAUUAGUUGCUUCUAUCUGGGGAUUGUUGUUCACUUUGCCAAGGAAAGUCCCAAAAUCAGCCAGGAGACUCCUUAAAAAAAUCUUUCAAGUGAAUCCACAGGAUCGACCAACUCUGGAUCAGAUUCUCCAGGAUAAAUUCUUCACUGAGGGCUUCACUCCUGAGGAACUUCCUGCCAGUAGCUGUUAUUCAGUGCCACAGCUAGAAGAAAUACACCAUAUUCAACCAGUUAGCCGUGUCAGGAGGUUCUUCAGGAGGUUGACCCAGUGCUUCAUUCAGAGGAACCGAUCCAGAGUUGAGUCGCCAUAUGUGGAGCACAACAGGGUUCAGGUUGCCCAGCCCGCGGAGACACCCAGCAUCAGACAGGUGGAACGCAGGCCGCUGAUCAUACCGCUAAAGGAAGAGCCAGCAAAGUCUCCCUGCUAAUUUUCUUUAAUUAAAGAAAAGAUAUACUAUACACUGGGUCAACAACAAGGGGCAGCAUGGUGGUGCAGUGGUUAGCACUGUUGCCUCACACCUGUGGGACCCGGGUUCGAGUCUCUAAUGUCGUCUAUUCUAUGAACUGACAUUGGCCUACUCGUCACCACAGCCUCCACAAAGACCUCAACAUCCUCCUCUGUGUUGGACAUUGUCUCAUCUCUCAGUGGGUUUCUGCUCAGUGUGUCAGCCACGGUUAGUUGCUUGCCUGGCAGAUGCACGGCCUUCACAUUGAAACGCAUGAGGCACAUCAACAGACGCUGGCACCUAAGUGGUGCUUUGUGUACACUGUAAAAAAAAGACAUUUUUUUUCAGAAUUUUAGACUGUUUUUGUUAAGAAGUAAAAUCGGUAUACUCAAAUUGCAGUAUAUGUUUGCUAUCUUAUGUUGUGAUAACUAUGAGGUAGUGUAUUUGUUGCCACUGAGGGGCGCUGGUGCCACUAUCAGUGAGAUUUUUUUUAUUAUUACUUGUGUGCGCUGAUUUAAUAAAAGGAAGAAGCGC
Brienomyrus brachyistius is the source of this 1774-nucleotide messenger RNA. Its product is annotated as serine/threonine-protein kinase PLK3-like. Lineage: Eukaryota; Metazoa; Chordata; Actinopteri; Osteoglossiformes; Mormyridae. Gene Ontology annotation, cellular component: cytoplasm; centrosome; spindle pole. Gene Ontology annotation, molecular function: protein serine/threonine kinase activity; ATP binding. Bases 128 to 1222 code for a protein of 364 amino acids. Gene Ontology annotation, biological process: protein phosphorylation; mitotic cell cycle; regulation of cytokinesis. The transcript is spliced from 9 exons. The record is from RefSeq and is a predicted model, not a curated record.